Messenger RNA from Fusarium coffeatum, 1338 nucleotides. RefSeq lists its product as uncharacterized. NCBI's taxonomy places the organism in Eukaryota, Fungi, Ascomycota, Sordariomycetes, Hypocreales, Nectriaceae. The coding region runs from base 1 to 1338 and encodes 445 amino acids. The record is from RefSeq and is a predicted model, not a curated record. The transcript has 5 exons.
AUGCCGCCCAGAAAAGCUCAGAACAAGCGCCCGGCCGCCGACGCCGAAGAUAACCAGCCCGCGUCUAAGAGCGCGAGGACCGGCAAUGCAGAGGAGCAAGGCGAAUGCUCUCAAGGCCCUCGAGGCUCUCGCCAGCGUCGCAUCCCAAAAGGUCCUAAAGGAGAAUCCAUGAUGCCUCAAUUCAUACCCUCUGAAUGCGUAGAGGCAAAAGUCAUUGAGAACUUACCCAUGCCCUCGCGUUGGGUCGCUGCAGUUGACGCGAUUCCUGAUCGUUCCAUGACUUUGAACAGUCGCAAGUGGUGGGAGGAUCACGGUCCUUGGCUUGAAGCUCAUAAGGCGGGUCUCAAGCUGCCUGCUGCGAAGUGGAAGAUGAGAGAGGAAGCCAUGAAGCAGAAUGGCACUGUUCCUGACGACGAGGGGAAUGAUGACUGGGAUUUUAUCUGCUUGCCUAUUCCUAGCUCGGAACGAAAAGAGGAGGAUGAAGAGUCGGUCGAUUCGAGCUUGGUAGACGAGGAGGAAGAGAGUGGAAAGAAGGACAAGGAAGGUGAGAAGGAUGGAGAGGAGGAGGGAGAAGACAAGAAGCCUUAUGGCAAGCUUGCAUCGCUUCAUCCUGACUGGCCUUGGUACUUUACAAUGCGCGCCCAUGAUCGCUUGACUUGGUGGCAGGUUGAAGCUCUCAAGCGCGAUCAGGAUGACUUUGAUCUGCACAUUUACAACGACUUCACUGCUUACGGCAUGCAUGAGCUCAUGGAGAACAUUUUCCUUCAGUUCAACUCUGUCUUCAAGGCCAAGGCAAGCUAUCGUGACUUCUGGCCUGAAGUUGAGGGUCUAGCUCUGAUUCUUCGCAGUGUGUGUGAUGAUCCAGCAAAGUGCGAAGCCAUCAGCGAAAUGGUCGGCUAUCUGACCCUCGCUACCAUCGACGCACUCAAGAAGCAAGACGUCUUCAAGCCCGACUCCGAAAUUAAGAACCUCGGUCUCGUCCUCUUCAUGCUCGUCCGCUGGGGUCGCGAACAGAUCGAUUGCGAGUUCUCCGAGGAGUGCUGCUCGUGGAUCUACAAGGUUAUCGACCUUGCGGAAGAAGCCGACAUUGAACUCACCGCUCCUCAUGACUUUGACAAGCACUAUGAUGAAAUUAUUGAUAAUCGCGAGAAGAGGGCCAAGGAUAUGAAGAGAUGUAAUAAUGUCAACUGGGGAACCAAGCUCAAGGCAUACGGCAACAAACAUGGCGAUGGUCCAACACGUAUCGGUGGACAGCAUUAUGAUAUCACCGAGAUGCCCAAGGCACAGCGAGACAGGCACUCUUUUAAGCCUGAUGGCGGGUGGGAUAUCAUGAUCUGA